CACAGAAUUGGUAGCGCAGAUACAUUGGAAAUAAUAGCCUCCAAAUCUACUGGUAGUGAGCCGUCCACACCUGAAGAUAAUAUUAAUGUUGUGGUGCGUGUACGCCCCUUAAACGAAAAGGAGAAACGCGAUAGACAUGGCAUGAUAUUGCAGUUUCCAGGAAAUGGUCAAAUUAUAAUCGAAACACAAGACGGUAAUAAUAAGCGUUCUCACAACCGUGAGAAUUUGCAUGUCUACACCUACAAUGUUGUUUUUGAGCCCGGCGCUACUCAAGAGGAUGUGUUGGAUUAUUCAGGAAUUAAGCGUAUCAUCGAAAUGGCCAUUGAGGGUUUUAGCUGCACUGCGUUUUGUUAUGGUCAAACCGGUUCUGGUAAAACUCACACUUUAACUGGCCCACCUGAUUUGUUUGUUGGCAAACCUAAUUUAAAUGAUCCCCGGCAUGGCCUCAUCUUCCGAUCAUUUGUAUAUCUCUUCCAACUGAUUAAGAAUCGAAACGAUAUAAAUUUUGUGCUCAAAGCUUCAUUUUUGGAAAUCUAUAAUGAACGGGUAAUUGAUUUACUUAAUCCGGGCUCUCAUCGAAAGUCGUUGGCAGUGCGUUGGUCGAAGAAGUCCGGUGGAUUCUUUGUGGAAAAUCUCUUUACUGUGGGUUGCGAAGAGUUGGACGAUUUGUUGGCUGUUUUAGAAGAAGGUAUGCGCAAUAGAUCAGUUGGUUCUCACGCUAUGAACGAUCACUCGUCCCGUUCACAUACUAUACUAACAGUUCACAUAAUAUCGGAACAACAGACGGAUGGAGGGGUGUUUCUGUCAAAACAUGGCAAAAUUAAUUUUGUGGAUCUUGCUGGUAGUGAGUUAACCAAGAAAACUUUGAGUGAAGGCAAAACUCUGGAAGAAGCCAAUAACAUUAAUAAAAGUUUAAUGGUUUUAGGUUAUUGUAUAGCAUCACUUAGCGACUCUAAGAAACGCUUUGGUCACAUACCAUAUCGUGACAGUCAGUUAACGAAAUUACUGGCUGAUAGUUUGGCUGGCAAUGGUGUUACACUUAUGAUUGCAUGUGUGUCUCCAGCACAAUAUAACCAUGCGGAAACCUUGAACACAUUACGUUAUGCUUCGCGAGCCAAGCGCAUUCGCACUAAACCAGUAAUUAUGAUGGAUCCCAGGGAAGCACUUAUUCUUAGUCUGAAACGUGAUAUUAAUGCUUUGCAAAUGGAAAACGAGCAUCUAAAAGCAGCGCUCAAUUUACAUCAUGAAUCUCUUAAACCUACCACAGAUCAAGAUGGUAACGAAUUACUUGAUUUGCACUUGGAACGGGUGGCCAGUGGUGGAAACACAGCUCCGAAAGUAGAUCUCGAGCGUUUGGCAGAGUUAGAUGGCAAUGAACUAGCUGAGUUAGUCAAAUUGUAUAUGCAAGAGAACGAAGCGUUACGACAGGAAAAUAAUCACCUAUUUACGGUCAGGGAAACAAUACUAAGAGAUCAGGAAAUUGUUUGCCGUGAGAACGAACGUUUGCUCAAAAAAUUGGAGGAUGUUAACAGAGUUUGUGUACGCUCUCCAUUAAUACCGGCAAGACCCGCUUUAUCGUCUGCUUCUGGCAGCGAAACGAUGGGGACAGAAAUAUGGACUAAUCCACAAGAUCAACCACAAAUUACAAAUGCCAAUAGCUUGGAAGGUCGAAUUUCUAAGAAUAUACAAAAGCGAACCGAAGAAGUACAACGAAAAAUCGAUCAAGAACGUAUCGCUAAAAAUAUUUUGCUAAUGGCAAACUCAUUUCAUACGAGCUCAAAUGAUAAAUCACGAAUAGAAAACAAUUUGCCAACAGAGGAUGGCUCUUACGAGUAUAUGCCGGAUAUGUUGACAUAAAUAUUAUUUGAAAUAUUUUAUCUGGAUUAAAGCAAUAUAAAAUCAUCAUUUCCUGUGGGGUUCAAUCCUAAUAUUUAAGUGAAGAACAUAAUGUCCAUAAUUACGUGCACUUCGAAGUUGAAGUUACUAUAGAUCGAGCGGGUAUCAGGAGCAAGACUUAAUAUCCAAUUAUGGUCAAUUAUAAAAUAGAAAUUUCACUUUAAAUUUAUAGUUAUUAAUCAAAAUUGCAUACAGCUUGUAUUAUA
Molecule: messenger RNA, 2102 nt
Organism: Teleopsis dalmanni
Lineage: Eukaryota; Metazoa; Arthropoda; Insecta; Diptera; Diopsidae
Gene: Klp54D
Product: kinesin-like protein KIF12
Exons: 9
Biological process (GO): microtubule-based movement
Molecular function (GO): ATP binding; microtubule motor activity; microtubule binding
Source: RefSeq, a predicted model, not a curated record